This is a messenger RNA of Sinocyclocheilus rhinocerous, 1927 nucleotides long. It is a transcript of the gene dntt, whose product is annotated as deoxynucleotidyltransferase, terminal. Gene Ontology annotation, molecular function: DNA nucleotidylexotransferase activity; DNA-directed DNA polymerase activity; DNA binding. Gene Ontology annotation, biological process: double-strand break repair via nonhomologous end joining. The record is from RefSeq and is a predicted model, not a curated record. Gene Ontology annotation, cellular component: nucleus. Lineage: Eukaryota; Metazoa; Chordata; Actinopteri; Cypriniformes; Cyprinidae. The transcript is spliced from 12 exons. Bases 1 to 1536 code for a protein of 511 amino acids.
AUGUUUCCGAAAGCUCUUCUUACUCGAAAGCGUCGGCGGCCUGAAGUUGCCUUCGUUGGGGGUCGCGAGGAGGUGAAGUUCAGGGAUGUGAGACUGUUCCUGGUGGAGAGGAGGAUGGGAAAAAGCAGAAGGAAUUUUCUGUCUAAUCUCGCCAGAUCUAAGGGCUUCUGCGUAGACGACGCUCUCAGUGCUGAUGUGACGCACGUCGUGUCGGAGGGGAAUGCGGCGCAGGAGCUGUGGAGCUGGCUCGAGGAGCAGGGCUUUAGAGAGACUCAUGAUAAACACGUGCUGCACAUCAGCUGGUUUACUGAGAGCAUGAGCGCCGGCCGGCCCGUGUCUGUGGAAAUCAGACAUUACAUACAAAAUCCCGCUGUGGAUCAGAGGUCGUGUGCGCAUCCGUCAGCCAAACCUGAGUCUGCUGUGUCUCCGUACGCUUGCCAGAGACGAACGACAUUGGAUAACCACAAUAAGAUCUUUACAGAUGCGUUGGAGGUGCUGGCGGAGAACCUGGAGCUCUGUGGGAAUCAGGGGCCGAGCCUGGCGUUCAGAAGAGCUGCAUCCAUGCUCAAGAGCCUCCCCGCUGCCCUGAGACGCCUGGAGGAGACGCAGCAUCUGCCCUGCCUGGGAGAACAUAGCAGGGCCAUCAUAGAGGAGAUCUCAGAAUGCGGCUCUUCCUCCAGAGUUGAGGAGAUACUGAAUGAUGAGAGGUAUCGGACUAUGAAGGCGCUCAUUCACGCCCUGCUGAUCUAUAAACAACACGCUGGCUUCAAACAAUUAUGCAGAUCGCGUUCGGGAGAUUUCCAGUCGGGGUUCUUGUUUUAUGAGGACAUCAGUAAGCCGGUGAGCAGGACAGAGGCCAGCGCUCUGAAGAUUAUAGUGGAGGAAGCUGUCAUCUGGUUCUUGUUUUAUGAGGACAUCAGUAAGCCGGUGAGCAGGACAGAGGCCAGCGCUCUGAAGAUUAUAGUGGAGGAAGCUGUCAUCUGUGUCAACCCAUCCGCCACCGUCAGCAUCACAGGAGGAUUCCGCAGGGGGAAGGAGUUCGGUCACGAUGUGGACUUCAUCAUUAAAACACCUGAGGCAGGACAGGAGGACGUGAUUCUGCCCGCCGUGAUCAAGCGAUUCAAAAGCCAGAACAUCCUGCUGUACUCAGACCUCCAGGAGUCGACCUUUGACCUGCGGAAGCUGCCGACUCACUGCUUUGAGGCCAUGGAUCAUUUCAGCAAGUGUUUCCUGAUCAUAAAGCUGAAGCGCGAGCAGGAGACGGAUGCGAGAGCGGGAAAGGACUGGAGAGCCGUGCGUGUGGAUCUGGUGGCUCCGCCGCUGGAGCGUUUCACUUACGCCCUGCUGGGAUGGACAGGAUCCACGCUGUUUCUAAGAGACCUGAGACGGUUCGCCAGAUUGGAGCGAGGAAAACUGCUGGACAAUCACGCGCUGUAUGACAAAGCAACGAAUACCUUCUUGCCUGCUAAAACGGAAGAGGACAUCUUUGCCCACUUGGGUUUAGAGUAUAUUGAACCCUGGCAGCGAAAUGCCUAGUUUCAGUCUCUGCUCUGUUGAAGCCUGCUGAUGUUCUGGACAGAUUCAACACCCUCGACAUGACGCUGAUGCUGAUUCACACCGAAAUACCCGCAGUCUGAUUACACCAGCCAGCGCGAGCAUUAUUGGUAGUUCAUGGAGUUUUCUUUUUCAAAUACACAUACAGUGACACCCAAAAGUAUUUGGACACUUUAAAAUGUCUAAAUGUCCAUGCAUUAGCUAAUGAUUUAAAGGAAAGAUGCUCAAGCACACUUUUCAAGCAAAGCAUUUAACAAAAAGUGCGUAAUUUCUGUAGUGCAAAAUUAAACUGCAAAAAUAAUGAUUGUUUCCAAACAGGUUGUGCUCAAUCACACAGUUUUCACAAUAUAAACAGUUUGUGGUGAAUGAAAUC